This is a messenger RNA of Betta splendens (Siamese fighting fish), 2118 nucleotides long. RefSeq names its product XK, Kell blood group complex subunit-related family, member 9 (gene xkr9). The coding region runs from base 212 to 1495 and encodes 427 amino acids. The record is from RefSeq and is a predicted model, not a curated record. Gene Ontology annotation, cellular component: plasma membrane. The transcript has 5 exons. NCBI's taxonomy places the organism in Eukaryota, Metazoa, Chordata, Actinopteri, Anabantiformes, Osphronemidae. Gene Ontology annotation, biological process: phosphatidylserine exposure on apoptotic cell surface; apoptotic process involved in development; engulfment of apoptotic cell.
GCUUCAGUCAUACGGUUACACACCUACUACAACGUGGGAGCAGUCACCACAGGCGUCCUGUUAUGCAACUUCAGUUACCUCCCUGCAAAGUGUCAGUCCAGAGUCACUGACGUAGAGCUUGUCAUGAGGCUCAAGGAACAGUACAAGAAAACGGACAUGUGAAAAUUCUCCGACUGAACACAACCAAGAAACAGCUACAUGUGCUGCUUUCAUGGAUCACGACACACCGGAGUCCACGUCAGCUCGGUCUCAGAAACGUGGAGUCGGAACCGAGUCGAGCAGCAGCACCUCCCUUGUUUCAGCCGCGCUGCGAAUCCUUUUAAAUUAUUUAUUACUACUAAAAACUGUAAUGACUCACUCAGACAAUCAGUACUCAAAGCUGCGGUGGUUACUAACCAUUGCUGGACUGGUUCUGUACGUCGUGGACAUAUGGACCGACUCUGCACUGGUCGUCAAAUAUUUCCUGGAGACACAAUAUAUCUGGACUGGUCUGACGCUGGCGUUCGUCAUAACUGGGCAGACUGUGACCCAGACCUUCAGCUUUGCCUGGUACAGCGACGACAUGGAGGACGCUUUGAUAAACCCAGAGGGAAAGAGAAAAAUAGCAGGACUGUCCAGGUGUAAACUCAUGGCUGCCCACUUAUGCGGCGGGGGCAUCUUCAUCAGGUAUUAUCACCUACUGAAAAGAGGAUACAAAGCCGUUUGGGCAGCGGGUGACGGAACGUGCGUGGAGCACCACAGUCUGUUCUGCCUGGCGACUGAUCUGAGCAUGCUCAAGCUGUUUGAGGCGUUCAUGGAGAGCGUCCCUCAGCUUCUCCUACAGCUCUACAUACUACUGGGUCGAGGCCAGUGCUCAGUCAUGCAGUAUGUGUCCGUUUCGUUCUCCUUCCUCAACACUGCCUGGGCCCUGGUGGACUAUCGCCGCUGCUUACGCAGAUCCCUCCCCCAUGUCACAGACAUGCCCUCGGGCCUCCCCACGCUGAUCUACCUCCUCUACAAGCUUGGCACCAUCACCAGCCACAUCCUCAGCUACGGCCUCCUCCUCCUGCUGAGCACCUACAGCGCAGCGGCCCUCGCCGUCCUCUGGCUGCUGGGCACCACCUGGGCUCACUGGUUAAAAACCAACUUCUGCUCGUCCCAACGCCUUGAGCUUCUCUACCGGGCCGUCGUAGGAGUCAUCCUGACGUUCACCUAUUUCAACGUGAAAGGACAGAACAUGAAAGUGGAGAUGAUCAGUUAUUACGUUUCACACGCUGCUAUAAACGUCAUGGCUCCGACGCUGCUGUUUUUGCUUCAACCAGACGUGAAGAGCGACACGUUGCUGCUGACAGUCAGUGGUUUGAUCGUUGGAGGAUCCCUGCUGGGGCUGGUGUGUCUUGUGUCGUACUACCUCUUUCUGCAUCCCAAGGGGAACUGGAGGGAGGCAGAUGAAGUGGAUGGAACAGGAAGGGACACGGGAACCUCCAGGAGAAUAAGGAACUUCUUACAACCUUGACUCAAAUCCUCAUUCAUCAACGUGAAACAGAACAUUCUCAUAUUAUACUAAUUAAAGUAAUUUAUAUUUCAUGAAGGUAAAAUUAUUUUAUUUAAUGCAACAAUUUGUUUUAUUUAUUCUUGCUUGAGUAAAGAUUUUUUACAAAUGCCAUUUAUUUCAACAUCAAUUUAUCAAAACUCUUAAUUAGUCUAAACAUUGUAAGUUCUGCCAGCAUGUCCGCUUUUUAUUUUCUCCAACUCUGUAAUACACAUUCUGACCACUAGAUGGCGAAGCUGUCUAGGUUGACAUUUCUAGUGGAGUCGCUGCUGGUCCACGCAGAUCUGUUACAGAACUAUCAACAAUAUUAAUAUAUCAUGGUCUUUUAGAUAUAUUCUACCAGUAAGUUAUAUAAGUGUUUAAAUGCACACUGUAGUUGUGGUGGGAUUUUUACAAGUUCAUUGCAAAUUAAUUUUUCUGUGAUUGAGGGAUUGUUUCCUACACAGAACAUCUUUCGUUGACACCACCAAGACAGUUUAAACAGUAGAAUCAGGUACAUGAGCAACCACAACAACGAAAACGGGGCCGCAGGACCAACAUACGCCUAACUUCAGUUCCCUUAACUCUGAAAUGAUGAUCACAGGGGU